This is a messenger RNA of Microbotryum saponariae, 2440 nucleotides long. The record is from the annotation of a GenBank genome assembly. Lineage: Eukaryota; Fungi; Basidiomycota; Microbotryomycetes; Microbotryales; Microbotryaceae.
AUGUCGAUCGACAACAAGCCGACCGAGUCGAUGGCCGUCGACAGCGCUCCGACCUCGAUCACGGCCGCGGACAAAGACAAGGCCGCCGCACCCGUCGUCGAUGACUACACCGUUUUGGAAUUCAGUAAGUGCCCAUGGGUGCUCCCGCUCUCGGUGUGUACUCUGUCUCAGAGUUACUUGACGUGCGACGAUCGAUCGAUCGACCCCGACGGACCCUGGCGCGCGCUUCGUCAUCGUUAAUCCGACCACGCCUCAUGCAGCGCCAUGAUCUGAUCCUGCGAAUACUGACCCCGCCGGCCGGCCGUCCUCCUGCAGACGUCAAGCACAACCUGGCGUUGAUCUCCAAGGCCGUGUCAUUGCUCGAACGGCGCUUCACGAGCCGCGCACUGAGAUCGUUGCCUGCCUUGCGCAAGAAGCUGGGUCCAGAUGGAGCUCACCUCGCCGACCUCAUCCGCAACACCAACAUCUACUCCUCGGGUAGGUGCAUCCCCUCUAUGAGCUCACUUCGGCCUGCUCACGCCUCACCCGUGUUCUCGAUGCCCCCAGACUCGCCGCGCAAGACCGAGUUGAUCGAGUUUCUUGGCAACCCUUCCUCGUCCAAGUCCAAGUCCUCGUCCAAGCCGACAGGGAUGGACAUCGAUGACGACGCAGCAGCGACCCCGAACGCGUCCUCGACCGCUUCCCAUGUCGUCGAAUCGAUCGUUGAAAAGAGCUCCAAGCUGCUCGGCCUCUCCCACGACCGCGUCUCGUCCGCAAGCUCGACCCUCAACGCCCUCGCCGACGCGACCCAACCCGCUUCGAUAGCGACGACCAAGCCGACCAAGAAGGAGAAGCCUGACGAAUCCAAACUAGUCGCUUCCAACGUGCCCGAGGGCGAUGUCUACGUCGCGCUCUUGGUCCUGCUUCGUUUGAUCGACAGUGGCGAUUAUCGCAAGGUGAGAGAAGCCGUCCAGAGCAUCUCUUGCGCAACUCCGCUAACUCGAUCUGGUUGCUCGACAUCAGGGCAAAGAGCUCGCCAGCUCACUUCUCGAGCAGGUUACAAGCCUGAACCGUCGAACAAUGGACCAAUUAUCGAGCAAGAUCUAUUUUUACUGGGUCCGCCUGCACGAGCUGUCGGGAGACGACACCGCUCCUCUUCGCACGUACGUGCAUGGUUUGAAGCAGACUCAUUAUCGCACAAACUGAUCGUACCCCUUGCUGUACAGAACCCUCCUCGCGGCUCAACGAACUGCCGCCCUGCGCCACGACGAUGAUCUCCAGGCGACGCUCUUGCCACUCUUGUUGCGCAACUACCUCGAACACCACCUCUACGACCAGGCCGAUCGUCUCGUCAGCAAAACGACCUUUCCCGCCGACACGGCUGGGAACGCUCAACUUGCACGAUGGUACUAUUACGUCGGUGAGUGACCUCAUCGAAUUCAGAGUCACGUAUACCGUCAGAAGCUGAUAGUCGAUCCCGUGUGUAAAGGCCGAAUCCGAGCGAUCCAGCUCAACUACACCGAGGCCCACACGAGUUUGCAACAGGCGAUCCGUCGAGCCCCCGACGCCACGACCGCACCGGGCUUCUUGCAGACCGCGCACAAGCUUUCGAUCGUCGUCGAGUUGUUGAUGGGCGAGAUCCCCGAACGAAGCAUCUUUCGAGAACCGGUGCUAAAGAAGGCGCUGGUACCCUAUUUGGAGAUUGUUCAGGGUGAGUCUCGGUCACACGACUGAAGUCUCCUUUACCCGUGCUGAUUUCGCUUUUCCGCCUUUCCUCGUCGAUUCAGCCGUCCGAGUGGGAGACUUGACCAAGUUCAACACGGCCCUGGUGACGCACGCCAAAACAUUCUCCUCCGACUCGACGCAAUCGCUCAUCGUGCGCUUGCGCCACAACGUCAUCAAGACCGCCCUGCGCACCUUGUCGCUCGCGUACUCGCGCAUCUCGCUCGCCGACGUGUCCAAGAAGCUGCAUCUCGACUCGGAGGAGGAUGCCGAGUACAUCAUCGCCAAGGCGAUUCGCGACGGCGUCAUUGAUGCGACGAUCGAUCACGAGAAGGGUUACAUGCAGAGUCGGGAGACGGGGGACGUGUACGCGACGAACGAGCCGCAGUUGGCGUUCGAUACGAGGAUCAAGUUCUUGUUGGACUUGCACCACCAAUCCGUCAAGGUUUGUCGCUCGGACAUAUGUUGGUCUGUUUGCGACUGGAGAAAGCUGACUUUCCUCAUGCUGUGUCGGCGAGCAGGCGAUGAGGUACCCUUUGAACGCGCACGCCAAAGACCUGGCUUCCGCCGGUGAAGCACGAGAGAGGGAGCGUGAAUUGGUCAGUUCUUAUCCGUCUACAGAAGUACGCCGUUAUCGAUCUGACUCGCGACUUCACCUGAAUUGCUCCAGGCCAAGGAAAUUGAGAACGCCGAUGAGGACGAUGACUUUGGAGCUGGUGGGGACAUGGACGAAUUUUAG